Messenger RNA from Melitaea cinxia (Glanville fritillary), 682 nucleotides. RefSeq names its product V-type proton ATPase subunit e 2-like. The transcript is spliced from 4 exons. Gene Ontology annotation, biological process: proton transmembrane transport. Gene Ontology annotation, molecular function: proton-transporting ATPase activity, rotational mechanism. The coding region runs from base 104 to 358 and encodes 84 amino acids. The record is from RefSeq and is a predicted model, not a curated record. Lineage: Eukaryota; Metazoa; Arthropoda; Insecta; Lepidoptera; Nymphalidae. Gene Ontology annotation, cellular component: plasma membrane proton-transporting V-type ATPase complex; proton-transporting V-type ATPase, V0 domain.
ACGUCUAGGUCUACCAACCUAACCAAUCUAAACACCAUCUUAGGGCAGCUGACAAUUGUUUGAGAAAAGAUUUUUGUGGGCAAACCUAUUUUAUUGUCCUAAAAUGGGUGCCUCAGUUGUUCCUAUCGCGGUUUUCACCGUUUUCUGGGGUGUUAUUGGGAUCGUGUGCCCAAUUUUCGCUCCUAAAGGACCAAACAGGGGUAUUAUCCAAGUAGUUUUGAUGCUAACAGCAGCUACCUGCUGGUUAUUCUGGCUGUGUGCAUACAUGGCACAAAUGAACCCACUCAUCGGGCCCAGAUUAGACAACGAUACGCUUAUCUGGAUGGCUCAUGCUUGGGGCAACCCCUACAAACAGUAAGCAGUUCCACUCAGUCAGCAUUUGCGUAGCAGAAGACCAUCUUACGAAGAAUACAACACAAAACAUUUAAUCUAUACCCACUUUAAAACAAAAAUUAUCAAAAAAUUUAGCUUUAAUUUUUAUUUAAAGUCAUCAUAUUGUAAAAUGUUUUGUGGUCUCCGAGUUUCUUGUUUAAUUGGAAUGUCUUGCGAAUAAUAUAAUUAAUUAUCAUUCCAUGUCUGAGAAGUAAAAAAAUGUAUUUCUAUAAGUUUGACUUAUCUGUAAAGUAUGUUUAUUAAAUUAUAAUAUAUAUAUUUUGUUUCAAUAAAUCUAGUUAACGAAUCA